Molecule: messenger RNA, 1693 nt
Organism: Gastrolobium bilobum
Lineage: Eukaryota; Viridiplantae; Streptophyta; Magnoliopsida; Fabales; Fabaceae
Product: xyloglucan O-acetyltransferase 4
Exons: 3
Coding region: 1-1332 (443 amino acids)
Cellular component (GO): Golgi apparatus
Molecular function (GO): O-acetyltransferase activity
Source: RefSeq, a predicted model, not a curated record
AUGAAGACUUCUAGUACCCUUUUUAAGGACAAGUUUCAUAAUCAUAGGGAGACAUGCCCUAACGUAGGCAAGGGGGUACCUUUUGUUUUGACGUCUCUGUUGAUGGCAUCCAUUUUCUGUAUGUUCUUCCUCUAUGCUCCAAACCCCAUGACCCUCAUGCCCAACCAAGGCAGUGACAUAUUUGAAAAUCACUCCCAAAAACAACAACAAGUAGAAGAGCAUAACAAGACAACAAAGGUUUCAUCAUCCAAACCACAAAAAGAACAGAAAACAUGUGACUUGUUUAAGGGUCAUUGGCUUCCAUCUUUAGGAGGGUCAUCCUAUUACACCAAUUCAAGCUGCACAACAAUCCCUGAUAGCAAAAACUGUUUCAAGCAUGGGAGAAAAGACACUAAUUUUCUCAAUUGGAAAUGGAAGCCUGAGCAAUGUGAGCUUCCAAGGUUUGAUUCCAGAACCUUCCUUCACGUGGUUCAAGGGAAGAAAAUGGCAUUCAUUGGUGACUCUGUGGCCAGGAACCAUAUGGAAUCCCUCUUAUGCCUCUUGUCACAGGAGGAAACUCCAAAGGAUAUUUAUAAGGACUCAGAAGAUAGAUACGGAACAUGGUAUUUUCCUAACCAUGAUUUCACUCUCAUGAUAGUGUGGAGCAGAUUCCUUAUAGUAGGAGAGGAAAGAAUGGAAAACGGUACAGGGUCCAGCAUUUUUCACUUACACCUUGACAAGGUAGAUGAAGAUUGGGCUAAAGUGCUCCCUGACUUGGACUAUGCAAUUAUCUCAGCUGGACAUUGGUUUUUCAGAAUGAUGUACCUUUAUGAAGCAGAAAAACAACUAGGUUGUGUAUAUUGCAAUCAAAAGAAUGUAACAGACUACAACAUAGAUUUCCCAUUUAGAGUGGCAUUUAGAACAGCAUUCAGAUACAUCAAUAGCUGCAAGGAAUGUAGGAGAACAUUGACAGUGCUGAGGACAUUUGCUCCAGCACACUUUGAGAAUGGUUUUUGGAACACAGGAGGGCACUGCAACAGGACAGGUCCUAAGAGUGAGGGUGAGGUUGAUUUUGGGAGCUUUGAUUGGCAAUUGAGGAAUGUUCAAAUGGAAGAGUUUGAGAGAGCAAGGAAUGAGGGAAUGAAGGAAGGGCAUCAUAGGUUUGAGUUAUUGGAUGUAACUAAGGCUAUGCUUAUGAGACCAGAUGGACACCCUGGUGAGCAUUGGGGAAACAAAUGGAUGAAGGGUUAUAAUGAUUGUACUCAUUGGUGUUUGCCAGGUCCUGUUGAUAUGUGGAGUGAGUUAUUGCUGGCUGUUCUCAAAAGGGAUGCUGAGAUGAGUUCUGGAUUAUAGGCUUAAACAUGAUAUACAUAUAUAGGAAUGAAUGUCUCUUGUUAGAACAACAUGACAUAAAAAAAUUUAGUCAUUCAUUGAUAGAUGAACAAUCAUAAUUUUAAUGAUAAAACUUGUGAAGAGGUGAAAAUAAAUAUUUUAGUUGUUCAUCUAUUAAUGAAUGACUGAGAUUUUUCUUGAUAUAAUCACAUUAAGAAGAGAUAUGAGAGAAAGGAUACAUUUAUAUUGAUAGAGAAAAAUAACAAGCUCAAACCACACAUUCUUUUCUUUAGUGUAUCAAAGUAAUAGUAUUGUCCUUAUGAUAGUUUGAAGUUGCUGUAGAGCUUAAAAUUGCUGUUGCACUGGUUGCGAUUGUAAAGGA